UGAAAUGGAGAGAGAGCGGGGUAAAGAAAUCAAAGUGUAGCACUGCACGGCACGCCACGGCGAGGGAAGAAGAUUGAGAUGAAAACAUAAAAGGGUUUGAAAUUUGCAAUCAACCCAAUUGAAGCGUUGAUGCUACCACCAUGGCUAGCAAAGGCAAAGAGAAUGAGUCAGUGAAGACGGUUCUGGUUCACGGUGGUCGAUACGCGCAGUACAAUGUCUACGGCAACGUCUUCGAGGUUUCCUCCAAGUACACCCCUCCCAUUCGCCCUAUCGGAAGAGGCGCUUAUGGCUUCGUCUGUUCUGCGGUUGAUUCAGAUACACAAGAGGAAGUUGCAAUCAAGAAGAUCGGUAACACAUUCGAUAACAUAAUUGAUGCUAAAAGGACUUUGAGGGAGAUUAUGCUGCUUCGCCACAUGGAUCAUGAGAAUAUUAUUGCUAUUAAGGAUAUCAUACGACCUGCUAGAAAGGAAGCUUUCAAUGAUGUUUACAUUGUUUAUGAAUUGAUGGACACUGAUCUUCAUCAGAUCAUUCGUUCUAACCAGCCUCUUACUGAUGAUCAUUGUCAGUACUUUUUAUACCAGCUACUAAGGGGGCUGAAAUAUGUGCAUUCAACUAAUGUCUUGCACCGUGAUCUUAAGCCCAGUAAUAUACUCUUGAAUGGGAACUGUGACCUUAAAAUUGGGGACUUUGGUCUGGCAAGGACGACAUCUGAAACGGAUUUCAUGACAGAGUAUGUUGUUACGCGAUGGUACCGAGCCCCCGAAUUGCUCCUUAGUUGUUCAGAGUACACCUCUGCAAUUGAUGUUUGGUCAGUUGGUUGCAUAUUUGGCGAAAUUAUGACCAGAGAACCCUUGUUUCCCGGGAAAGAUUAUGUUCAUCAACUAAGGCUUAUAAUAGAGUUAAUAGGUUCCCCUGAUGAUGCCAGCAUUGGAUUUCUCCGAAGUGAAAAUUCCCGAAGAUAUGUUAGACAGCUUCCACAAUGCAGAAAGCAAAAUUUCUCAGCAAGAUUCCCUAAGAUGUCGCCUGAGGCUGUGGAUCUACUAGAAAAGAUGCUUGUCUUUGAUCCCAACAAACGUAUUACAGUUGAUGAGGCACUAUGUCACCCAUAUCUUUCAUCCCUUCAUGACAUCAAUGAUGAACCAGUUGGUCCCAUGCCAUUUAGUUUUGAUUUUGAGCAGCCAUCAUGCACUGAAGAGCACAUCAAGGAGCUCAUCUGGAGAGAAUCAGUGAAGUACAACCCAGAUCCACCCUCUUAGUAAUUCUUCCUUGUACAAGUGUAGCAAGAUAAACUUCUUUCACCUUAACUCCUUAAGUACAGUGUCAUUUCCUGUCCAUCAUUAUCUUCACAAGUUAUAAAAGUUGUAUUAUGUUGAAGUUUGCUCAAGGGGAAUACUCAAGGACUGCGGGUCUGUCAUAAUCUUUGAAAGCUCUUUUCUGUUGUUACAUCUGCAUUAUGAUAUCCGGCUCUUACAUACGAUGUGGGCUUGUUUCUUGGCUGAACUUGUUGACUGUAAAUAAAGAAACAUCUUUUUUUUUUCUAUUGAAGGGAAGAAACAUCUAUUACAUUAAAAUCUAAAAGCACUAAGUUGUUUAAUA
This is a messenger RNA of Lotus japonicus, 1596 nucleotides long. Its product is annotated as mitogen-activated protein kinase homolog MMK2-like. The record is from RefSeq and is a predicted model, not a curated record. Gene Ontology annotation, molecular function: MAP kinase activity; ATP binding. Gene Ontology annotation, cellular component: nucleus; cytoplasm. The transcript has 6 exons. Gene Ontology annotation, biological process: intracellular signal transduction; protein phosphorylation. Bases 141 to 1256 code for a protein of 371 amino acids. Lineage: Eukaryota; Viridiplantae; Streptophyta; Magnoliopsida; Fabales; Fabaceae.